This is a messenger RNA of Anneissia japonica, 2030 nucleotides long. Its product is annotated as UPF0193 protein EVG1 homolog. The transcript has 6 exons. The record is from RefSeq and is a predicted model, not a curated record. Lineage: Eukaryota; Metazoa; Echinodermata; Crinoidea; Comatulida; Comatulidae. Bases 100 to 825 code for a protein of 241 amino acids.
AAACCCAAAUUAUUGUUAAAAUAUUUAAUUUAUGAUAUAAAAUGUAUUGUAAUACAACCCAUUCCAUAAAGAGGCGGUUGGUAUAAACAAUAAUACAAGAUGGCGUCUCGUCAGAAGGGGUCGGUCUCAAAAGAAGGGGGAAUUUGGGAUUCCCGUACGCCUGCCUACUCCAAAGAGACGCAGGACUUAUUAAAGGUUAUGAUGCAAGAGUCAAAAUUAACUUCUUUUCAACAACGCCAACUUCAGAAUACUUUGAAAAAUGGAAGCAAACUUCCGUUGAAAUGCCACCCAACAAGUAGUGCCAAGCCGAGGCAGCCUGUGACGAAAUCGGUACCAGCUAGUGUAAAGGUGGACAUCAGUGGAUACCAGGGGGGCAUUCGAACCAGAGAUGAAAUUGAAGAUUCAGGGGCUUACGAAAGACCCAAAUAUUUGCCAGGCCCAAGCAGAAACCUUGAUAAAGAAAAACAAAGACUGCAAAACUUCAUGGCAUAUGGAGAAGAUUUAAAGAUUACAGAAAAACGCAAGAAAGAAGUUCUAAAAAUUCCUGAACCAAAGCCAAGUGUAGAUAGAUUUGAUGAAUUGCAAGAAGAAAUACAAGAACGACAAAACUUUUUGGAAGAGAUGGAGGGCUUGGGAAAAGGCAAGCAGUACAGAACUAUCAUAGGAACAGAAAUAUCACAGAAAAUCCGAGAGAUGGAAGUUAUAGACAAAAAGAGAACACAAGUACUGAAGAAAGCCUUAGAGAAGGAAAAGAAAUAUUUAGAGUCAUCAAGCAGUGGUUCAAUUCCUGGGCCUAAUUUUGAGGAACCAUCUGCUGAAGGGUGAAGCAGAAGAAAAUGCUGCGAAGAUGGGUUCGAGAGGUGCUGCGUCACAGGCUGUGCUGGACGAGAGAGGCUUAGCAUUCAUUAAUCUUGUAGGAGUGGAAAAAGAACCUAGCUACAUUAGUAUUUAUUCAGUUAACUUAAUGACGAUUCUUCAGAUCUUACAGACUGAUUUUUAAGGAACAUCUGUUUUAAAAUGUCUUCAUACAUUUAUUUUUGUUUUUAUUUAAAGUAAAGAAAACAUAAAAUAUUGUGACGAUUCAUGAUAGAAUUAUUAGUAAUAAUCAUCAUUAUUGAAUUGUGAAGAUCAAUCUAUCACACUAGAAACACUACAAUUAAAAAUUAUAUGAAUUUUAAAUAGUUUUUUCUUGACAUGUUUUGUAGAUAAAAAACAAUAGUAUAAUAUUAUUUUGUAACCAUAUUUGAAGACACUCCCUAUUAAAGAAUGUCUGGAAAAAAUGGAAGAAAAGAUAUAAAGAGUAAUGCCCUUGGGUCUGCCACUGGGUGUGUCGCAUUUCAUUUCAUUCAUAUAGUAAACAUUGGUGAAGACACGAUCAUAAAGGGCCUUGCCAAAUGACAUGGGCAAUAUAAUGGCGUCAGAUUAAGUUCACAGCCCCUUUAAAUUCAAAACCCAAAGCCUUCACUGUACAACAUUAGCCUGGUUCUCACGAGAGACCUAGUAUCCGGAUCGGGAGUUAACCAUUAGCGCUAACUGUUAGCACCUGUGUGAGAACGGCCGAUCUGUUAGCGCUAACCGUUAGCGGUAUCCGGAUACCGCUAACGGUUAGCAAGCACUCUCGGUUAGCAAGUUGGGCGCGUUUCUAUCAUCAACCAACAAUCAACAAUCAAUCAACACGUAUGCAUUUACAAUUUCCACUUUCUUAUUGACCAGUGAUUCAAUCAUCAUAUUCUUGGUAUCCGGAUCGGGAUCUUCUCGUAUAGAUGCACGGCAGCUAACGGUUAGUAGGAUCCGGAUCCUGCAAACCGUUAGCUGACGUGUGAAAACAUAGCCAUUGUCUAUUUUGCAAAUACUUACCUAUGUAAACUAGCUGUUGACAUUGUUUUUAGGUAAAAACAACCAUUCAGCCCAGGGCAGUGAUACAGAUGCUCAAAACUUGUGCAUACUCAUUCAUUGGGCCCUGUCUGUUCGUGUACUUAUGUUGUCUAGUGAAUUAAUUUGUGCUGUUGAAUAAAUGUUUUAAAUUGUAA